GUGUACCAUAGUCAUGCCGGUCAAGAUGGACAGAAGUAGUCAGAAGAGGAACUUGUCCGAGUUUCAGGCUUUUUAAGCCGUCAGAAUGGCCGACACCGGUCAAGAAAAUAGCUCCAGUUUUGCUGGAAUAGAUCUGUUAUCUGAAGCGUUAGGAGAAAGUGGUCUAAAUCUUGAAGAACAUUUUGAUUUUUUUGAAAAUGCACCGGCUACCACGCUGUCAAGUUUUGCAGGUCUUGACUAUCUUGGUGUGCUAGACAACCUGACUUCUACUCUUCCUAAUACAACACCGACAACAUUACAGAAUUCGUCUAUAGUUGAACAUGUUCCUGCUGGACAGAAUAUUGUUGGAACUGAGGAUCUUUUCUCGCGAGUUCAACCAAUAUCAACAUUAUCUGGUGUUGUACAAUCUCAACCAAACGUGGUUUUCUCUCAGCCUUCUCUUGCACUUUCAUCCGAAGUCCCAUCAUCAGCCACUCGCGUUCUUCAGCAACUUUUGUCCCAAAAUUCACUGGACUCAAGAAGUCAGAGAACUGCUUUGUCUAGUUCUUCGCCUUUAAUGAUCGACCUAGCAAGCACUUCUAACCAAAUACACUCCAAUCAACUUUCUUGGCCGGGAAGUUCACCAAGUAGAAGUGCGCUGUUUUCACAAAACAUCUCUGACCAGAAAAGGGAACUGUCCAAAAAAGAUGUGUCGCGGUUAUGGUCCAAUGACAUUAUUAUGAUGACCAAAAAGAAUGAGGCAAAGAUGGAGAAUGAUUUAUCAGUUGAACCAGAGGAAGAAGAAGAAGAUGAAGAUUUAGGAUAUACAGACACGUAUGCUGAAUAUAUGCCUACCAAAUUGUCAUUUGGGAAACGUCAUCCAGAUCCAGUCGUUGAAACUAGUUCCUUGGCAAGCGUUUCUCCGCCCAAUAUCUGGUACAGACUACAGCUCCCGCAAGAUGUUAUAGACAGUGCACAUUUAUCAGCCUUGCAGCUUGAAGCUGUGGUGUAUGCUUGUCAGAAGCAUGAAACAUUUCUCCCAAAUGGAAACAGAGCAGGAUUUUUAAUUGGUGAUGGUGCCGGUGUAGGAAAGGGUCGAAUUGUUGCAGGAAUUAUUUAUGAAAAUUAUCUUUUGGGAAGAAAAAGGGCAAUUUGGUUUAGUGUAUCAAAUGAUUUAAAGCAUGAUGCGUACAGAGAUCUUAAAGACAUUGGCUGCAAUAUUCAUGUUAAUUCUCUUAAUAAGUUUAAAUAUGAUGUCAAACUGUCUUCAAAAUCUCUUGGUGGGAUUAAGAAGGGUGUCAUUUUUGCAACAUACUCAUCAUUGAUUGGAGAAAGUCAGAGUACAGGAAAGUACAACACAAGACUGAAACAAUUACUACACUGGUGUGGUUCGGACUAUGAAGGAGUUAUCAUUCUUGAUGAAUGCCAUAAAGCUAAAAACCUUGUUCCUACUGGUUCCUCAAAGCCAACCAAGACUGGUCUUGCUGUGCUGACGUUACAAAACAGCCUUCCUAAAGCUAGAGUGGUUUACUGUAGUGCAACAGGAGCGUCAGAGCCAAAAAAUAUGGCCUACAUGUCACGACUUGGUAUCUGGGGUAUUGGUACACCUUUUAGAGAAUUCAAUGAUUUCAUUCAAGCUGUAGAACGCAGGGGUGUUGGCGCUAUGGAGAUAGUUGCUAUGGACAUGAAACUACGUGGGAUGUACAUGGCUCGUCAACUUAGUUUUGCUGGGGUUGGUUUUGAUAUAAAGGAUGUUUGUUUGAGUGAGGAGUUCAUUCAGAUGUAUGAUGCUGCUGUUCAACUGUGGGUUGAUGCCAGAGAAAAGUUUGAAAAAGCAGCAGACAUGAUGGAUGCAGACAGUAAGCUCAAGAAGACAAUGUGGGGGCAGUUUUGGUCUGCACAUCAGAGGUUUUUUAAGUAUCUUUGCAUCGCAUCUAAAGUCAAAGCUGUUGUAGAAAUUGCCCAAAGAGCUAUUGCCAUGGGAAAGUGUGUUGUGAUUGGUCUACAAUCAACAGGAGAGGCAAGGACGCUGGAGCAACUUGAAGAGUCUGGGGGAGAACUUACUGAUUUUGUCUCAACAGCAAAAGGUGUAUUCCAAACCUUGGUUGACAAACAUUUCCCUGCUCCUGAUCGUAAAAAAAUGGCUGGUCUCCUUGGUCUUGUAAGAGACACUGAUUCUAAUGGCUCAAGAUCAGCUGUGUCUUCUCCUGUACCUAAACGAAAACGAAAAAAUUUUAAAAAGGCAAAACCACCAAAAAAGUUGAAGACAGGCCUUGAACGCAUAUUUGACCUAAGCAGUGAUUCAGAUAGUGAUUCCAAUGAAGCCAGUAAUGAUGAGAACAAAGGAACUAACGACAGCCUGGAGUCUGUAGAAUCAGACAAUAAUGAACAGUCAUCUGGUAACGAGUCUGAAGAAGAAGAAGAAGAUGACUUUAAUCCUUUUGGUGGCUUUGGAUCAGACCAGGAAGAUCCAUGGCUUAACAGAAAAACUAAAAAGAAGAGUAAAAGUAAAUCAAACAGAGCGAGUCCAGACACAUCAGACCCCGCUAUGAGUGCAUUAGCAGCUGCAGGACUCAAUGUAUCGACACCUAUUUGGAAUAGUUCAAUAAAGCCAAGUAAGACAUUUAAUGGCUUGCCAGAUUUAUUACCAGCAAGAACAUCCAGCCCAACCUCCUUUGGAAGUAAAAACCUUUUACAAAAAGCUCAACUAAACAUGCACCAUUCUCAGAGUGCACCAGUUCUGUCAUCUCUUUUACAAUCCUCAACUGGUAGUCCAACACAAGGGUCUGCAAGUGAUCAGUGUUGUGCUAUGAAGAAAGAAUUACUGGAAAAAGUAGAAGUUCUUAGUAAACAGUUGCCACCUAAUACCCUGGAUGAACUCAUCGAUUCCUUGGGUGGACCAGAUAAAGUCUCUGAGAUGACUGGUCGUAAAGGUCGUGUCGUUAGCCAUGAUGAUGGCACCGUCAGCUAUGAAUCACGCAGUCGGCAAGAUGUGUCGCUAGAAUAUCUAAAUAUAGAAGAAAAGAAGAGAUUUAUGUGUGGCGAGAAGUUUGUAGCUAUAAUUUCUGAAGCAGCCAGUUCUGGAAUAUCACUUCAAGCAGACAGACGAGCACAGAAUCAACGACGAAGAGUCCACAUCACUCUGGAAUUACCAUGGAGUGCAGACAAAGCAAUACAACAAUUUGGGCGGUCUCAUCGGUCCAACCAAGUAAGUGCACCAGAAUACAUCUUCCUCAUCUCAGAGCUUGCAGGAGAGAGACGGUUUGCCUCUGUUGUUGCUAAGAGACUGGAAAGCUUGGGUGCUUUAACACAUGGUGACAGACGAGCUACUGAAUCACGUGAUCUUAGUCGCUAUAACUUCGAUAAUAAAUAUGGACGUGCAGCUCUUGAAGCUGUCCUCAAGUCUAUUUGUGGUCACGCAACUCCUAUGGUACCACCACCAUCAAACUACAGUGGAAACUUCAUAAAUGAUAUUCGUGUUGCUCUUGUUGGCGUUGGGUUGGCAACAAGAGAUGAUCGAGGGAUAUAUAACAUACUAGACAAAGAUUACACCAAUUUAUCUCGGUUUCUUAAUCGUAUACUCGGUAUAAGUGUCCAACUUCAAAACCUUUUGUUUGGUUACUUCAUGGACACUCUUGCAGCAAUCAUUCUACAAGCCAAGAGAAGCGGCAGAUGGGACGAAGGAAUUCUUGACCUUGGAUCCCAGGGUGAAGAAGUCACUGAACUAAGCGUUCAAACGUUUGUUGGAAGUAAAACGAUCGGUACAGCCACCACAGAGCUACACACGGUCAGCGUGGAGCGUGGAGCAUCAUGGGAGCACGUAUUUAAUCUGUCAUUAGAUCAAACCGACCCAAAUGAGGGAUUUUAUGUAUCACAUACGGUCCGUAACGACAAAAGGACAGCAAUCUUUGUUGUGUGUCAAAAGAAAAAAAUGUACGGCAUUUAUCGACCUAACACAGGACUACAGACUAAACAUGAAAGUAUACAAGAUAUCAAGAAAAAAUACAAAAAGGUAACUUCAAUCGAAGCCAAACCUUUCUGGCAAGCUCAGUAUGAAUCAUCGUUUUCUCAAUGCAGUCACGCCUACUGGAAAGGAAACUGCAAGAAAGCGACUGUAGGUUUGACGUGUGAGGUUGGCCUCAGACGUCGGUCUUUUAAUAUUCUAAGUGGAUCUGUUCUAAGUGUCUGGAGUAAAGUGGAAAGCGUUCUUGCAGGACAGCCUGGGCAUAAUUCCAAAGUCCAGAUUAUUCGGUGUAAACGAAGCGAUGGUGGAAAGAUCGUUGGAUGUCUUAUUCCAAGUAAUUGUGUCCCAGCACUUGCGCGGGCUUUGUCACCCAGUGAAGACGGACAAACAGAGACUAUCGAGAUAUUAUAGACGUUAAACCAGUUAUAAUCUUAAUCAUUCUAAAUCUUGUUUGCUUUGAGGGCAUUCUUUGUAUGUAUCAGUUGUGUUAAAAUUAUGAUAUCGAGAAAAAUCAAGAGUUCUACCAAGAUGUUAGUAUGCUUACGAUAUAUGUAUCAAAGUGAGGCCCAGGGGUGCGAACCGUUAAUAGUUUAAGCAUUACAUCCGAAAGCCUCGUUAAGUUCCUAUACUUCCUGACUGCUAAAUAUGACAUAUUGAAAGUAAGGUCGGAGUGAAUAUCCUUUUACUGCAAGACAAAAAGUACUAUUUAGACCUCAAAAGAAAAAAAAAUGAUUCAGUGAACUAGCAACUGUUGGUUCUGUCAAAUGAAAAUCGCUCUAUUUAGGCUUAAAUAUCGCCAUGCCAAUUGCGCUUGCCAAUUUCGUACGUAUUUUUACUAGCCAGCUUCCAUGCAUAAUAGUACACAAGAAUAUCACUUUAUGUAUUUACUUUGUAAAUAAAUCUUCGUAAAAAUAAUUUAUUAAACUCUACUGCAUUCAUAUUUUGCACAGUUAAGGAAAUAAAAGUUAUUAUUGUAAGUUUGA
Molecule: messenger RNA, 4926 nt
Organism: Exaiptasia diaphana
Lineage: Eukaryota; Metazoa; Cnidaria; Anthozoa; Actiniaria; Aiptasiidae
Product: protein strawberry notch homolog 1
Exons: 35
Coding region: 86-4354 (1422 amino acids)
Biological process (GO): regulation of DNA-templated transcription
Cellular component (GO): nucleus
Molecular function (GO): chromatin DNA binding; histone binding
Source: RefSeq, a predicted model, not a curated record